Messenger RNA from Electrophorus electricus (electric eel), 2351 nucleotides. It is a transcript of the gene arl8a, whose product is annotated as ADP-ribosylation factor-like 8A. Gene Ontology annotation, molecular function: GTPase activity; GTP binding. The record is from RefSeq and is a predicted model, not a curated record. Gene Ontology annotation, biological process: protein transport; anterograde axonal transport. NCBI's taxonomy places the organism in Eukaryota, Metazoa, Chordata, Actinopteri, Gymnotiformes, Gymnotidae. Gene Ontology annotation, cellular component: lysosomal membrane.
UGAGCACCCAUCUCCCCAGCGUUGUUUAGGAUCAGCUGUGGCCCAAACCCCACCCAACGAGGAAGGGCAAGGCAAAGGGAGAAAUACUGACAGCGAGAACCGACUGGCAUUCCACGGCUAUUUGAAAAAUUACAACAAAUAACAGCCAAAUAGAUACGGACGCUCACCUUCUCAACCAACUGUCUAGAAAAAGGGAGCCAACCUCCCCAAAGCCUUGCAGCGCCGCGACGGUGCAGACGGAGUCAACUGAUUAUAUUCCCGAGGAGCGAACUCAAGAUGAUCGCUUUAUUUAACAAGCUGCUGGAUUGGUUUAAAGCGUUGUUCUGGAAAGAAGAAAUGGAACUGACUCUGGUUGGCCUGCAGUAUUCGGGGAAGACGACCUUUGUGAACGUGAUUGCGUCAGGUCAGUUCAGUGAGGACAUGAUUCCUACAGUGGGAUUCAACAUGAGGAAGAUCACCAAGGGAAACGUCACAAUCAAGCUAUGGGAUAUUGGAGGCCAGCCGCGCUUCCGCAGUAUGUGGGAAAGGUACUGUCGAGGAGUCAGUGCUAUAGUGUAUAUGGUUGAUGCUGCAGACCCAGAGAAGAUCGAGGCCUCCAAGAAUGAACUCCACAACCUGUUAGACAAACCACAGCUACAGGGUAUUCCUGUUCUGGUUUUAGGCAAUAAGAGAGACCUGCAUGGAGCUCUGGAUGAGAAGGAGCUCAUUGAGAGGAUGAACCUGUCGGCCAUCCAGGACCGAGAGAUUUGCUGCUACUCCAUCUCAUGUAAGGAGAAGGACAACAUAGAUAUCACACUACAGUGGCUCAUCCAGCACUCUAGAACCAGGCGAAGCUGAGAGAAGAGCAGCUGAGUUGGAGAAACAGUAUCAUGUGAUCACCUGUAUGCCACGCCCCCUCGGUUUUAUUAGAAAAUCAUCCUACUUUCCUCAUCGUCUUCUCCCCUCCCCUGCUGCUACCUCUCUCCCCAAAACAGGUUUUGUUCUUGUAAAAAUUGUGAUAAUUAUGAUUUGCACUGUUAAUUUUUUUUUUUUUUUUUUUUUUUUUUUUUUUUACUUGUAUGCAUUUUUAUAAUGUAGAAUUCAGACUGGAUCGAUUUGAUAGUCACUUAUCAAAUAACUUUUUCUUUUUUUUUUUUGUUACCGUGUGUGUUUCAAACUGCAGGUCAGAUGGAGGUCAAAAGUAUUGAUUUAGUCAAUUUAGUGAGACCAUUACAGUUCAUCCCAGUGUCACGUGACCAGAUUUCAUUCAGACCGUACGGUGCUGCCUUCUGGUUCUGUCACCAGUGGUGCCUGAUUGGUCAGCAAGGUUCUUUAUGAGCUGGUGUAAGUGCAAGAAGUGCCCCAGAAUAUGCUACACAUGAGACACUUGGCUGCACGUUUUUCUCCUGUGGUGGUAAUUGAGCAGGAGUCAGGCUGUCUCAUCUGCUAUAUUUAGUGUGAAAUGAGAAAGAGGGUGGUUGUAUCGAGUCAAAGCAGAUGCACUCUGGGCUGGGGUCGGGUCACUAGUGACUAGUGAUGCUUUGGGCUCCCCUGGGUUUCCACAUAUUCAGAGGCAGCUGGGAGUCUUCAUGGCAGCUUUGUGUGGGGUUAUGCCACUUAGCAGCAGAAAUAAAGCGCUUCACACCAGGUCUGCUCAAAUAGCUUCAGCCUUUCAACUAUAGCCCGGCCUGUAACAGAGCAACCAUUUUGCGGAUGUGACAUUUAUGUAUACUGCUGCUCUUCUGACACACAAUUAUACACACAAACCCAGUCUGAUUUAUGUCACUGCCUGGCCAUAAAAAUGGCCUGAGGAAAUGCUCUAGUUCUAAUGGAAAUGUUCAUGUGCAUUUCUGAAUGAAUGGGCAGACAUGUUUAAAACCGCUCUACUUUAAUCCUGCUGUGUUCUUGUUCAAACUGCAGGAGGAUAGAAAAAAACAAAUGACCCACACCAGCUGUUGUCUGUAAGACUUCUUGCUAUGACAACAAUGCAUCUUUUAACUAUUGUCAUUGACACACAUAUGCUGAUGUCCAUGCAUUUUAUUCAGGCUCCCACGCCAUACGCACUCCAAACAGGGCCAGUCCAUACUGGUUUCCAUACUGGAGUCCGUACUGGUUUCCAUACUGGAGGGGCUGCAGUUCACUGCAGGACACUCAGUCUCGUUUCUGAGUGCGUGAGCGGCAUGUGCGUUGAGGUUUCCAAAGGUCAGUGCAGUGUUUCUGGCUCGCUUGCCCUGCUACUUCAGUCACACUCUUUCAGAGGAUCUGGGCAAGUGUGAACAAAAUGAAAUGCAGGAGAUGAACUGAGGUGGAGCUAGUGGAGUUCUUUUAGCCCUGCCCUUUGGCCUAUCGGGAAUGCAUUCUCACCUCAACUC